AUGACUGUCGCGCUUAAGAUUCAGGCUGUUGCUCGUCGAUCGGGCUCGAUCUGGGGUAGCAAUGCCUUGCGGCGCACAUCUCCCUUGAGGAGCUAUUCCAGUGCUGCUUCCGUUGAUGGCUCGUUGCCUCUGGCUGGUAUUCGUGUGCUUGAUAUGACCCGUGUUCUUGCUGGUCCUUAUUGCACUCAGAUAUUGGGUGACUUGGGCGCGGACGUUAUUAAAGUCGAGCAUCCUGUGCGCGGCGAUGAUACUCGAGCUUGGGGCCCGCCAUACGCGAAGUAUGAAGAUGCGUCCAAGAAAGGUCCUGGCGAGAGUGCCUACUACCUAGCUGUCAACCGAAACAAGAAGUCCCUAGGUCUCUCCUUUCAACACGAAUCAGGCGUUGAAAUCCUACACAAGCUCGCAAAGGAAUGCGACGUCCUAGUGGAAAAUUAUCUUCCCGGCGGUCUUAAGAAAUAUGGCAUGGACUAUGACACCUUACGAGAGAUCAACCCCAAGUUGAUCUAUGCUAGUAUCACGGGCUACGGCCAAACUGGCCCUUACAGCAACCGGGCUGGCUACGACGUUAUGGUCGAAGCUGAAAUGGGUCUGAUGCAUAUUACCGGAGCUCGGGAUGGUGCACCGGUGAAGGUUGGUGUAGCUGUCACCGAUCUGACCACUGGACUAUACACAUCGAAUGCCAUUAUGGCCGCGUUGAUUGCUCGGGGUCGGACGGGCAAAGGCCAACAUAUCGAUGCUUGUCUGAGCGAUUGCCAAGUUGCUACACUAGCUAACCUGGCUAGCUCUGCGCUUAUCAGUGGACAGAAGGACUCUGGACGAUGGGGCACAGCGCAUCCUUCUAUUGUACCAUAUCGCAGUUACAAAACCAGCGAUGGUGAUAUUCUCUUUGGUGGUGGCAAUGAUAGGCUCUUCGGCGUGCUCUGUGAUCGAUUGGGUUUCCCCGCGUGGAAGACAGAUGCCCGUUUCGUCACCAACAGUGACCGAGUGCAGCACCGGGCUGAGAUCGAUGGUAUGAUUGAGAGUACUACCGUCCAAAAGACUACACAGGAGUGGCUGGAUAUCUUCGAAGGCAGUGGGAUGCCCUAUGCCGCUGUCAAUGAUAUCCAAGGAACGUUGAACCACAAGCAUGUUCUGGCACGAGACAUGGUCACCGAAAUCGAGCACCCUGCAUGUGGACCCAUCAAGCUGGUCAAUACGCCUAUCAAGUACUCUGAGGCGACACCGGGUAUCCGCACCCCUCCUCCUACCUUGGGGCAGCAUACAGAUGAGAUCUUGGGUAGUGUUCUUGACUAUAGUGAGGUUGAUAUUGCUCGUCUCAAGGAUGAGGGUGUUAUCUCGUGA
Messenger RNA from Penicillium nucicola, 1341 nucleotides. Its product is annotated as CaiB/BaiF CoA transferase family protein. Bases 1 to 1341 code for a protein of 446 amino acids. Lineage: Eukaryota; Fungi; Ascomycota; Eurotiomycetes; Eurotiales; Aspergillaceae. The transcript has 6 exons. The record is from RefSeq and is a predicted model, not a curated record. Gene Ontology annotation, molecular function: catalytic activity.